Messenger RNA from Juglans microcarpa x Juglans regia, 1785 nucleotides. Its product is annotated as ureide permease 1-like. The transcript is spliced from 9 exons. Gene Ontology annotation, molecular function: allantoin:proton symporter activity; uracil:monoatomic cation symporter activity. Gene Ontology annotation, cellular component: membrane. Gene Ontology annotation, biological process: nitrogen compound transport. Lineage: Eukaryota; Viridiplantae; Streptophyta; Magnoliopsida; Fagales; Juglandaceae. The coding region runs from base 263 to 1573 and encodes 436 amino acids. The record is from RefSeq and is a predicted model, not a curated record.
CUCUGUCAACUGUUGUGGUGUCCCAGAUAAUUUUGCAACAGUUUUUGAUUGGUAGGUGAACCGUCUCCAUAUCUCAAUGUCAAGGACAACUGUCAGUUAUAAUUUACACUCAUAAACAUGGUUUGUAGAUACUUUUAAGUUUUUUGUUCGGUUGUGUUCUUAUCCUCACACUCCAUUAUUUUCAUGAAUUCGUUAGUGGUGGACGGCGAGGGCAGCUGGGUUUCCACUCUUCUUCUUCUUCUUCUUCUUCUUCUUCUGUCUUAUGAUUGGAUUUUCUGUAAUGGAUUUCUUUGGAAUACCUUCAUCGAUAAAUCUAUCAACCGAGAGGAUUAUAUAUAGGGGAUUGAAAGUGUACUUGGUGGAGAGCAAAGGAGGUGCCAUUGUAUGUAUGCUGCUUGCCUUGAUCUUCUUAGGCACAUGGCCUGCUAUUCUGACUCUCCUGGAAAGACGUGGUCGUCUUCCUCAACAUACUUACCUUGACUACACGAUCACAAAUCUCUUGGCUGCUGUAAUUAUAGCUUUAACAUUUGGGGAGAUAGGCAAGGGCACAAACGAUUCACCCAAUUUUUUAACUCAACUUUCUCAGGAUAACUGGCCCUCUGUUUUGUUUGCAAUGGCUGGUGGGGUGGUGCUCAGCCUUGGCAAUCUUUCUGCACAGUAUGCUUGGGCUUUUGUUGGUUUAUCAGUGACACAAGUGAUCACUGCAAGCAUAACCGUUGUUCUAGGCACAACAAUAAAUUACUUUUUGGAUGACAAAAUCAACAAAGCUGAGAUCCUUUUCACUGGUGUUGGUUGCUUCUUGGCUGCGGUUUGUCUUGGCUCUGCUGUUCACGCAUCCAAUGCAGCAGAUAAUAAAGAAAAGCUAAAAAAUUUGCCAAGUGGUUAUAUAGUUGGAGCUGAGGCUAUGGAUGUUUCCAUGUCUAAAGAAACAAUUACAAACAAUGUUGGAGAGAAGGAUAUUGAAGAUGGAAAUGGUUCUGCAGAGAAAGCCAAAGCUGGGACUGCUGGUUUUCUCAUAGAACUAGAGAACAGAAGAGCUAUUAAGGUGUUUGGGAAGAGCACUUUAAUUGGACUGGCCAUAGCUUUCUUUGCUGGUGUCUCCUUGUCUCUAUUCUCACCAGCAUUCAAUUUGGCGACAAAUGACCAAUGGCACACUUUAAAGGAAGGGGUUCCUCACUUGUCAGUCUAUACUGCAUUUUUCUACUUCUCAGUCUCUUGUUUUGUCCUUGCCAUCAUUCUAAACAUCACCUUCCUUUACCACCCUGUACUAAGUUUACCUAGAUCUUCCCUUAAGGCUUACCUGAGAGACUGGAAUGGCCGAGGCUGGGCCUUUUUGGCUGGGAUUUUAUGUGGGUUUGGCAAUGGUCUCCAAUUUAUGGGAGGUGAAGCUGCAGGAUAUGCAGCUGCAGAUGCAGUUCAGGCACUUCCACUCGUGAGCACUUUUUGGGCCAUCCUACUCUUUGGAGAGUAUCGAAAAUCAUCACGAAGAACAUAUAUAUUGCUUGUCAGUAUGCUGUUUAUGUUUAUUGUAGCUGUUGGAGUUCUUAUGGCAUCAUCAGGGCAUCGAAAAUAAUCAUGCAGCUGAAAGAUCGUUGUCUGGAAAUUGUAUAAAGCACAAGUAAACAAUCCAAGUUGAAACAGUUGUAAAGAGCUUCCAUCUAACGUGAUGAAACAGUUCGCUCAAAAGCAUUGUAAAUUUCUUGGUACUGAAUAAUAAAACAAGAAGACAGCUUAAUGUAAAUGACAUACAAACAUGUUCGAGAAUCAUAAUCAAGUUAUUUCUGA